Colletotrichum abscissum is the source of this 570-nucleotide messenger RNA. Its product is annotated as 60S ribosome subunit biogenesis protein NIP7. The record is from RefSeq and is a predicted model, not a curated record. Gene Ontology annotation, molecular function: RNA binding. Gene Ontology annotation, biological process: ribosomal large subunit biogenesis; ribosome assembly. Bases 1 to 570 code for a protein of 189 amino acids. Lineage: Eukaryota; Fungi; Ascomycota; Sordariomycetes; Glomerellales; Glomerellaceae. The transcript has 3 exons. Gene Ontology annotation, cellular component: nucleus; nucleolus; preribosome, large subunit precursor.
AUGCGUCCCCUCACAGAAAAAGAGACCGAGACCCUCUUCAACAAGCUGGCCAGCUACAUGGGCAGCUCGCUGAAGAACCUCAUCGCCCCGCUCGACAACGGUCCCGAGCCCGAUCGUUACGUCUUCCGCAUGAUCAAGGAUCGUGUCUACUAUGUGCGCCUCUCUGUCGCCAAUCUUGCGACCAGCAUCGCCCGCGAUAAGCUUCUCAGCAUCGGUAUCUGCCUCGGAAAGUUCACAAAGACUGGCAAGUUCCGCCUGCACGUAACCGCUCUUCCCGUCCUCAGCGAGCACGCAAGAUACAAGAUUUGGGUCAAGCCCAACGGAGAAAUGCCCUUCCUGUACGGUGGCAACAUCGUAAAGGCCCACGUCGGCCGCUGGUCCGACGACUGCCCCGAGCACCAGGGCGUCAUCGUCUACGCCAUGGACGACAAGCCCCUCGGCUUCGGCGUCACCGCCCGCUCCACGGCCGAGGCGCGCCGUCUCGAUCCCACCGGUGUCGUCUGCUUCAGGCAGUCCGACGCCGGCGAGUACCUUCGUGACGAAGAUACCCUCUUUGCGACGAACAGUUAG